GCGCUGCGCCGCCGUGACUCGCCGCCGCCGCGCUCGCAGCACCCGGGUCCAGCCGCCCCGCCGCUCCGGAGGCGAGACCCCAACGCGGGGCACCGGCGCAAUACAUUUCAUCUGCUCAUGAAUGGACUUUUAAAAGACUUCAUACAAAAUACAUGUAAAAAUGGAAACUUCAUCUUUGCUGUCAUCCUUACAUGAUGAAUGCAGAUCAGACAACUAUAUUGAACCUCAUUACAAGGAAUGGUACCGAAUAGCUAUUGAUGCUCUGAUUGAAGGAGGUUUAGAAGCCUACAAAGAAUUUCUUUCCAAAGAGAGAUGCUCAGAGUUCCUAGCAGAUGAGGAGAUUGAUUAUAUUUUGAACAAUGUUCACAAACUUCCCCAAAACACAAUUUAUUCCUCUAACCAUGCCAUUGAUGACACCUCUUCAUCAGGAACCUACUGGCCCAUUGAAUCAGAUGUGGAGGCUCCAAAUCUUGACUUAGGUUGGCCCUAUCUGAUGCCUGGAAUUUCUGGUGGCACAAAUAUUGAUCUGCUUUUUCAUCCACCACGAGCACAGCCUUACACCAUUAAGGAAACUGUUCGGAAGAUGAUACGAGACGCAAGAAAGGUCAUUGCCGUUGUUAUGGAUAUGUUUACAGAUGUGGAUAUUUUUAGAGAAAUUGUGGAAGCAUCUGCUAGAGGGAUUGCAGUGUAUAUCCUGCUUGAUGAGUCGAACUUCAGUCACUUUCUGAAGAUGACAGAGAAACAAGGCUGUCAAGUUCAAAGGCUCAGGAAUAUGAGGGUGCGGACAGUGAAAGGACAAGAUUACUAUUCUAAAACAGGAGCAAAAUUCCAUGGAAAAAUGGAACAAAAAUUUAUUCUUGUUGACUGUAAGAAAGUCAUAUAUGGUUCUUACAGCUUUAUGUGGUCAUUUGAAAAAACCAACCUCAGCAUGGUUCAAGUUAUCACAGGACAGCUUGUUGAAUCCUUUGAUGAAGAGUUCAGGACACUGUAUGCCCGUUCUUCCGUUCCCAGCUCGUUUGCUCCAGAAUUAGUGCGGGUAAACAGUCGCAAGACACUCUGGGAUAAUGAUACAUACCAGCAUUCAGUGUCUUCCUUGGCUUCAGUUUCUAGCCAAAGAAACCUUUUUGGUAGGCAAGACAGUGUUCUCAAGAUAGAUCCUGUUUGGAAAUCUCGUGGAAGAUAUGCAGUAAAUGAAAUAGAUAAAUAUGGCUUGAGAAAUCAAGCCUAUAAUAAGCAACCAUUUAAUCCAUCUUUUAAUGUUCAAAAUCCAAUACAGCAAUAUCAACCUAGUGAAAAAAAUGAGCACUGGAAGAGACAUAGUUACGCUGGAGAGAAGCCAGAAAGGACACCUUACCUAUUGCUCAACAGAGCUAUUAACAGAGCAAACAAUCUACCAAAUACUUGGAAAAUGCCAUCUGAUAGCCUUAGUAUUGUGUCUUCAUUACGAGGAGGAUAUGCAAAUAACUACAAUAUUCCCCAGCAGAGUUUUGCCGAUCAGUUCUCACGACCAAAGGUGAAUCUUGCGGACAGAAAUUCAAUUGUGCGGAGGUCUUUUAACGGGACAGAUAAUCAUAUCCGCCAUCUGCAGCAGAGGAUGCCAACCCUUGAGCACACAACAAAAUCAUUCCUACGUAACUGGCGAAUAAAGUCCUAUUUGAAUGACCAGUCAGAUUAUCCAGUAGAGUCAAAUGGGUCAGCCUUGGGUGACAGAUAUGAUGGCUAUGACACAGCUGAAAAUAUUAAAGCUCAUGCACUGUACUCUCAUUCUCGCUUGCGAUCGUCAUUGGUGUUUCAGCCAACUUUGCCUGAACAGCAGGAAGUAAGCAGCUGUGCAAGUUCUUCAAAUUCAACUAUAAUUGGGUCAGAGGGAAGUGCAACACCCAAAGGGACAUCUAACCAUGCUCCGAGUGUGGAAGAUGGAGCAGAUAAUAAUUUAGAGGAGCUUAGCACAAACUCUCCUCUUAAAUCAGAUGCACCAACAGGCCACAGAAUUCAGAUUGCAGACAACAAAAAACCUAGUGUAAAUUCAAAUGCAGCUGGCGACUCAUCACUGUAUUUGUACACAACGCUGUGUACAGACAAACAUGCAGAAAAUUUGAAGAACCUUCAAAAUGAAAAUAUGCUCAAAAGGAGAAGUUUUCCCAUGUUUAAUUCAAAGUCCAUAUUGGAUCCUGCUACCAACAAACAUGCAUCCAAUUAUGUUUACAGCACAUUGACUAGGCACAGACUUAAGCAGCCAGUUAGUCCAAAACUUCCAGAAGACAUGCUGAAGAGUGCUAAAAGUUUGCAUAGUGUAACCAAUCACUUGCCACAGGAGGAAAAAGACCUGAAAGGAGAGCUGAAGAGCCCGACUGCUAGCAAGGCAAUCUCCAUGGCAGCUCUCACUGAAGCUAGCAGGGAGGAGUCUAGUAAGGAUUGCACAUCGAAGAAAGAAAGUAAGAAUUCCCCAAGUUUUCUGAAGAAAGGAUCCCAGAAACUGCGGUCACUUCUUAAUCUCACACCAGACAAGAAGGAAAACUUGUCAAAAAACAAAGGCCCUUCCUUUUACAGAAUGUGUAGUAGUUCUGACACAUUGGUUUCUGAAGAUGAGAAUCAAAAACCAAAGAUUUCUGAAAAUAAGACAGAUUCUUCCCCAAGGAGAAAAAGAAACUCAUCAUCAAAUUCUCAAGGUAGUUUGAACAGAAGUAAAGAGGAUGUCACCGGGAGUCCAAAAAAGUCUCCAAAGUCUCCAAAGUCACCGAAAUCUCCAAAACCCCCAUCUGAUGAGAGCAAUAAAAAGUGUCCUCUCUUGUGCCCCCUUGAAACUAAGUUCAUUGAAACUGCAGGAGAUCCGUCUACUCCAAGAUUUAAUACAGAACAGAUUCAGUAUCAAGAUGCAAAGGAAAUCUCCACCAAUGCUACUUCCGAAAGCGCUCCUGUUUCUGCUCUCCAAAGAGCAAGUUCAGUGACACCACAGCUGGCAAGCUCCAAGCACCAAGAAGAGCUGAGAUCUCGUUUGAGUGAAAGGCGUGUUUAUAGUCGCUUUGAGCCAUUCUGUAAGAUGGAAAAUGCCAGCCAACCUGCAGGAAAUGCAGCCAACAGCAGUUCACAUCUAUCAGAUAUCAAAAGCAAGACCUUAGGGAAUAAUUAUGGCAGGAGUAAUCACAUGGUCAGCUACAACUCAGCUGCUUACCACCCACUGCAGCCUAAUGAAAACAAGCUGAGAGGAUUUAUGCAAAAGUUUGGGAACUUCCUACACAAAAACAAGUAAUGUUAUAAUUUUGUUGAUUAUAUUGAAAUGCAGCAAGACUGGCAAAUCUGGACAUAAUUUUAAUUGGACAAAGACUCGUGGCAACUUUAUAGAGUUGACUUGGAUUUCUCCUUGGGUCUAGGUCAUUGGAAUGAAUGUACAUAUUUUUAAAAAUAAUUAUUCUAGAAUUGUUAUACUUAAAUCUUCACAGAAAUUCUCUGUCCAGAAGAUGUCUCAAGGAAGUUGUUUAUAGUGUUGAUAUUGUAAGAUUAAUUUUAUACAUUUUCCUUGUGAAGAAACUACAUUCUAGUAUAUUUUAAGAUUAAUAAACAUGGGGUAAAAAAGAUGGGGGAUGUUUUUAAACUUCAGAUAAUACUGUCUCCAAAGAUUAGCCCUUCAAAAGUAGGAUAGCACUAGGAAUAGUAAAUCGUAUUUUUUCAGCAUUUAUUUACAAUUUCAAAUGAUAAACACAAAUGUAAUGCAUUGCAUGUUACUUAAUUUUUGGAAACCUCUUUUAGGUUUCGUCUUGUUAAUAAUUUACCAUCUAGCAUCUAUUGAAUUGUUUGGGCAGUAGAUGGAACUAUCUUACUUUAUUGAAUUUUCUGUAUAAUAUGAUAUUUUUCUGAAGUAUUUGGCAUACAGAUUUGAAAGUGACCUUAAUCUGAGUUUUCAUGGACUUGUUUACAUGGUUAAACUAGUGUGAAUGCAGAAUGAACAUUAAAAAAAAUAUUUAUAGAAAAGGUGCCUUGAACAUAAACUACAACUAGUUUAAAUUUCAAUGGGUUAAUUACAUUUGUACAGCAUGCCAGUAUUCUGUAAUGUCUUUGUUAAAAAAGCUUUUUUAUUACAUUUUUCUGUUUGGUGUUUAAAAAAAAAUAAUGUGGACUUCCAUUUCUCAGGUAAGUUUCUGAGUUUCACAUGCAACAGUCUGUUUUAAGCGUUGCCAAAUGUUUUGCAGCUGUGGCCUUUAAGUGUGGCCAGGUAUUUUGUGAUUUUAAUGGCCUUAUGUCAGGAUGACUAUUACAAGCACGUGAGGAAUUAGGCAGCUAAAAGUGAAAUUUGUAAAAAUCACCACAUCAAAUGAUAAGGCACCUUUCCUAAGACAAAGAAAGUAUCAGUGAGGGGCAAUAGUAGAAAGUGUUAAACUUCAGUGAAGGGAUUGAGGCACCUAACUGCAGUCUAAGGGACAUUUGGUUUAUCUGAGCCAAUGUAUCAUAAAAAAUUUCUCAAUAAUAGGUGACUACAGGUUAGUGCUCACAAAAACAGAGGUGUGGUGAUGUGUUUGGCCAUCCACUUCUCAUCUGCAGUGCACAGCCAGAACAUUCAACUGGCUUACCCUGUCCUGGGUGUAAAGUUCAUGUCUUAGAAGGACUCCAUAACUAUUUAGCUGUAAGAUAUUCUGUGACAGUUGUGUUCGAAAUUCAGAAUUUUUUUUUAAAUUUCACUGCUGAAAGCUUACAAUUCUUAUACAGAUCUUUGUGUUUCAGGAAAGAGUUUUAGGAGAAAACUUCAGUCUUAAAUCUGAAAGGUCCCACGGUGUUCUAUGGAGGAGUCCACCAUGAAGGUCUUGGCAUCAUUCUUUAGAAAGAAAUACCAGAAAGGCAAAAACGCACCAGUUAGAUGGAGUCAAUUUUCUUAUCUACCUGUGACCCUGGGAAUAGAUUUUAAAUGGAAAUCUACUUCUCACUGAGAACCUGCUUGGGUUCCCAUGAAGUCACUGUAGUUACUGUCAGUGAUUUCAAUGAAGCAGUGUCAGCUUUUUAUUCAAGAUUUUGUGCACUUUUAUUAGGCCUUAUGCAUUAUAGCAGCAACUGUUUCAUUGUGGGGAUGCAUAUUAUUUAUAUGACUGACAAAGUCUUGCAUCUCAGUCCUCUGCUGAAAGUUUAGUCUCUCCAUUGCUUGUGAUCACAAAAGAUUUAAUUAAUUUCUUGGUGAACAUUUUGUUCAUUCCUUGAUGAAAUGCCAUAGUUAGUAUUUUUCCCAAAUAAACAUUUGUAUUUAAAUAUUCCGUCCCAACAGAGGCACCAUGUGUCUUAGUUCUCAAGGCAUGUUUUCAGCAUAGGCACAAUGUACUUCCACAGCUAGGCAGACAACAGCAAUGCCAUACUGUACUUUUUAAAACACUUAAUAAUUUUUAGCCAGUUGGACAUUUGCCCAAGAUUGUACCUGAAUUGAAGUGCAGUUGGUGUUAAAAAUGGUGGGGGUAGUUUUAGGAAGAUCUUUAGUUUUCCUUUGUGCUCUAGUGAUCUCUGACAUAUGCUUGUAGGCAGAACUAUAUUUGGGAAGGAAAUGAGGGAGGGAGAACAAGGAUCUUGGGGCAAGUUUAGAAGAGAAAAUGCUUUCCAUAUUGUAAUAAGCUUUGGGAAAUCUAUACUAAUGAAAUUUGGAAAUAUUUACUGUAUUUUUCAAAGUACAUUGCUAAUUAAAGUGUCCUCAUAAGGCAGAUAUUUUAAUUUACCAAGUCACCUGUUUUUGUAGAUAUAUACUGCUGGUUUUUACCUGCACAGAAGAUUAAGAUCCUUCAGUGAAGAGCCUGCUCAUAGACUUGAUAGUGCAAAAAAAAUCUCUGUAGAACUAGCAUUUUUUUUUUCAUUUUCAGCUCUCUUCUCAGAGUUCCCACAUAGGAAUGGGCUGUGCUAAGGCUUGAUCUGAGGUUAAUGAAAAUGAAUUCCACGGACCUCAGGGGAACUAGGAUCAGACUCUUAAUGUACUGACAUCACUAUUUCAGGAAUGUAACAAGACCCAGUGCUGCUUGGGGAGGAUAAGGCUCUGCUUGACACCAGGGGAAGAACAGCUUAAUGCCCUGCCUGCAGCUACAGCUUUGAAGGUUGGGAAGCACACUGGGGAGGUCCACAGAUGCUGCAAGGACCAAGUGUUCAUUUGUUCCCUCCAGAACCUGUGUUAGUGGGAAAAUGCUCACCCACUACUGUCUGAUGUACUGAUCUCUGAUGUGAUUGCCUCGUGUCUCCAUGGGAACCCAGUUGUCCAUAAAAUAAAAAGGAAAAUAUAGGUGGCAAAAAAAUUCCAGCAGAUAAAAAGGAUGUGCAGAUUUUUGGAGGGAAAGGUUGGAAUUUGUAUUUUUUAACUUCUUUUUUCCCAAAGCUUGUCUCAAUGUUUCUGCCUUUCCAAAGAGAUGCAGUUCAUUCAGUGUGUCCUAAAUGUGCCUUGCACGUUACGAGUUUUACAACCCACACACACCCAAUGCACUCCCAGUUUUGUAAGGCUGUGAAGUAAUAGCUGUUGCCAUGCAUGACGGUCAUUUGGCCAUAACAUGGCUUGGGAGUUGUGAAAUCCGUAAGAAAUGUCAUGUCAUUCCCGCAUUAAAUAAAGCUCCAUUAGCAUUGUCCCACAUCUCUGUGAAGGCUGGUCAGGGUCAGGCAGUGCUGAGGGGGCUGAGCUCCCUCAGGAGCACUCUUGGGAGCAGAGAGUGGUGCAGCUGGGAGAUGCAGGCUCCUCAUACAGUGCUCAUUCAAUUUGUGUCAUAAAUAAACUACCCCUACAUGCAGUCAUAAUAUACAGUGAAUAAAUUGCUUCAUUUCUUCAGCCUCGUAAUAAACAGCUUUUGCUGCCUCUCAGACUGCAAAAUUAUUGGUUGUUCUCUUAUUAAUGACCUUGCACUGCCCUCUUUAUUCAUGCUAACAAACACGAACUAGAUGUGAAGAAAGAUUAUAAAUCAAGAAAAAGUGAGUUGCCAGCUAUCUCAUAAAUUAGGAUAGUAGUAUUUGUGACAAACCUUGAGCAAAACAAAAAGCUUAUCAGGCACUAGAUGUUUGUGCAUAGGUGAAAAAUUACUAUUCAAAGACACCAACUGUUUGAUCAUUUUUCAGCUUUCUGAAAUGUAUUAAAACAUGUUGUGGUUUAUAAGACAUCAUAAAAAAUACUAAAAUUUGUUGCAGGACAAUGUAAAAAUAAAAUUUAAAUUUACUCUACUAAGCUGUAUGAUAAAUACAUAUGUUUUUUCAUUUGUAGCAUUAUGUGGGGUAAGCUGUACAAUCAACAAGUAGCUUUGCAACUGUGUAAUGCAGAGAUCAGUAGGGUUACCAUGGUACUUAGUGUAAUUUAUUCCCCCUAUCAAUGUUGUAUUGCACAGUACAGUACUUAGGAGUUUUUUAGUUUGUUUUCAUUUAGGAAAGUUAGAGCAACAUAAAGCUGCAGUAGUUCAUGGGUAAUUGAAGCCUGUUCCUCCAAUUUUGCCUUCACUUGCACAAGCACAUAUUCCAUUAGCACCUCAGUGAAAAGAGAGGAGACUACGAUGCUCAGAAGACUGUCUUGCCAUUUCAUUCCUUAUUUCAGAGAGGUGCUUACAGAUAGAUGUCUGGGUACCUUUAUACAGGGUCUGAAAUCUUUCAUAAUUUUCCGCUCUAAGAGUUACAGUUAGGUCUACAAUUUUCACAUUUCACAUGAUACUAAACAUGUUGCAUGUUCUGAGAAUGCUCUUCUGUAAUUGUAAACAGGAUGGAAGAAAACAUUUGUUCUUGGAGAGUUCAGAACAGGGCUCCUUUGGUGUUAAGCAAAGCUGGUAGUUCUGAGUUGCUUUUGUGAUGUUGUCUAAUUAAGUCAUAAAACUUGUGCUGCAGACCCUUCACCAGCUCUGUUGCCCUUCUCUGGACACACUCCAGAACCUCAAUGUCCGUCUUGUAGUGAGGGGCCCAGAACUGAACACAGUGUGCCAAGUAUGGCCUCACCAGUGCCAAGCACAAGGGAACAAUCAUUGUCUUGAUCACUGUUACUGAUCCAGCGUGUCCAGGUCCCUCUGCAGACCCUUCCUACCCUCCAGCAGGUCAACACUCCCAGCUAACUUGGUGUCAUCUUCAAACUGACUGAGGGUCCAUGUGAUCUCCUCAUCACAUCAUCAGUAAAGGUACAAAGCAGGACUGGCCCCAACACUGAGCCCUUGGGAACACCACUGUGCUGGCUGCCAGUGGGAAUUGAUUCCAUCCACCAACAGACCAUACUGCUAGUUUUUUACCCAGUGAGCAGUGCUCCCAUCCAAGCCUCGAGCAUCCAGUUUCUCCACGAGAAUGCUGUGGGAAAUGGUGUCCCUGGCACCCAGAUCAGAGUGGACAGGUCUGUAGUUUCCUGCAUCCUCCUCUGGUCCUUGUAGACUGACAUCAUAUUUGCCAACUUGCAGCCACCUGUGAUCUUCCCAAUAAAGCAGAACUGCUGGUAAAUGAAAGGGACUUGGUGAGCACUUUUGCCAGCUCCCUCAGCACCCUUGGGUAGAUGCAAUCCAGCCCCAUAGAUGUGUGUGUUUAAGUGGUAUAUCAGGUAUCUCACAAUUUCCCCUUGGAUUUUGGGGUUUCAUUCUCCUCCUCAUGCCUCUCUUCUAACUCAGGGGGCUGGUACCCAGAGAACAACUGGUCUUACUAAUAUACACUGAGGCAAAGAAAGCAUUAAGUACCUCAGUGUUUUCUUCAUCUUUUGUGACUGUGUUUCCCCCUGCCACAUCCAAGAAAGGAUGGAGAUUCUCCUCAACAUUCCUGUUGCUGAUGUGUUUAUAGACGGCUUCUUUAUUAUCUUUUCUGGCAGUGGCCAGGUUAAGCUCCAGAUGGGCUUUGGCCUUUCUAAUUUUCUCCCUGCAAAGCCUCGCAAUAUCCUUGUGAUGUUGUCCUGAGUUGCCUGUCCCUUCUUCCGAAAGAUAUAAAUAUUUUUUUUUUCAUAUAUAUCUUUGUGGAUUUUUACAAAAUGUCUCUGUGUAUUUCUGGAGGAGGAUCUGGUUUGCUAAAAAUUACUUGGCAUCCCUUCAGAGGAAGCUUCUGUGGUGGCUAUGCAUUUUUCUUUCACCAUAUGUGUUCAAAUAUCUAAAACUUCAAUGGUUAAGUGCAAAAGAUAGUUGGAGGGAAAACCAAUAAUUUCUGAUGCGUGGGCCAUGAUACGUGCUUAUUUUGAAAGUGUUGCUUCCAUAUGUAAAUACAGCUGGGAGAAAAAUUGCUUCUUUUCUCUCCAGAACACACAGAAUUUAUGCCAGUUGAAGUAGAAAUAUUUGAAAGACUGAGCACCAGUGACAAUUUUUUAUUGUAUUUGAGAAAUGAAUGCAAGUAAUUAAUUAGCAUUCAAACACUGGACUCCUACAUGUCUAUUGUAUGUCUGUUCUUGCCUCAUUUAGCAAUCAACAUACUCAAAAUUCAGACUGAUGGUCUGGAGCUUCCCAUGCUCUUCAAUAUUACUCUGAAGAACUGUUCCAAUGAGGCAUUACAAAUAUGCUUAGAUUUUUAAACUAGGCCAUCCCAGGAUAAAGCAUACCACACAUACAUGUUUUGUUAGGUUUUGGUACUAAAACUCUCAGUGCAAUCCUACCUGAUGUAUUGUGGGUAAUUGUUGACUACGUACUUUCAUUGUUUUGUUUGAGUCAUGUCUGAUUUUGACCCAUGGCAACACCAGAUUUAGACAUCAUGUCUGACAGGUUUAUUUCAAAUGUCACAUGUGCUGGAGUGAAAAUGUUCUGAUUUCAGAGUUUAGAUCAAUCUUCUGUAAAGCAGAGUAUGUGGAUCUGUGAUGUUCCAUAAGAUUUCAGAAGAGGAUAUGGAUGUGAAUUUGAAUUACUGAAAAACCAGAGGGACAAAACUAAAAAGCAUUUACAGGUAUCUUCACACACACCAAAAGAAACAAAUAAAAUCAGAAGAUGAAAUCACAAGUGAAUAUUCAUAAUGUUUUACCAGUUGAACAUUUUGCCAGUUGAAAAUGAAAGCUAGUGCACCAGCAUGGCAGGAAACAUAAUAAUCAGUUGUUAUUUGAUUUAAAAAAACUGAGGCACUAAUCUAGAUGGUGCGAAAGAAACAUGAGGGAUGCUACAAAUACACAAGAUCCAGAAUGGAUUUUCCUGCGUAAUUUUGGGGGGUGGGGAGCAUGGGAAAGGAAUUCCAUCAAGUUGGUUUCAAUACUGACAGAUGUAAAGGACUGUGCUGGUUUCAUUUAAAACUACUUGAUAUGUAAAUCCUUUUUUCCUAAGAUGGAAUUCCCGGAUUACAUAGCAGCCAUGUUAUAAGUAUACUGUGUAUGUACAAAUACAAACCAAAAAUUGCCUUGAAAUAAUUUAUUACUUUAUUUUUUACCAAAUAAAAUGUUUCUUUUAAAGCUCA
This is a messenger RNA of Passer domesticus (house sparrow), 10308 nucleotides long. RefSeq names its product family with sequence similarity 83 member B (gene SACK1B). The record is from RefSeq and is a predicted model, not a curated record. Gene Ontology annotation, biological process: signal transduction. Bases 161 to 3250 code for a protein of 1029 amino acids. Gene Ontology annotation, molecular function: protein kinase binding. Lineage: Eukaryota; Metazoa; Chordata; Aves; Passeriformes; Passeridae. Gene Ontology annotation, cellular component: cytoplasm; membrane. The transcript is spliced from 5 exons.